Molecule: messenger RNA, 1015 nt
Organism: Eucalyptus grandis
Lineage: Eukaryota; Viridiplantae; Streptophyta; Magnoliopsida; Myrtales; Myrtaceae
Product: strigolactone esterase D14
Exons: 2
Coding region: 92-916 (274 amino acids)
Source: RefSeq, a predicted model, not a curated record
GUCUCUCUCUCUCUCUCUUGUUUCUUGUCCUUAUUCUCCCUUUUUUUUUUUUUUGAACAGGGUCCUUAUUCUCCCUUCUUCCCACGAAAAAAUGGUGAUGCUAGAUAAGGGCCUCUCGAUCCCCCUGAACGCGAAGCUCACCGGCUCGGGCACCGAGACGGUGGUUCUUGCUCACGGUUUCGGAGCAGACCAGACCAUGUGGGACAAGAUCCUCCCCGUCUUGUCCCAGCAUUUCAGGGUCCUCGUCUUUGACUGGGGCUUCUCGGGAGCUGUCAAGGAGCAAGAAGGUCUGUUCGACCCUGUGAAGCACUCGUCCUACGAAGGUUUCGCCUGUGAUCUGAUCUCUCUCCUCGAUGAACUCGACCUCAAGUCCACAGUCUUCGUCGGCCACUCCAUGUCCGGCAUGAUUGGUUGCAUUGCCUCUGUGAAGAGGCCUGACCUCUUCGAGCGCCUCAUACUCCUUGGUGCUUCUCCUAGGUACUUAAACACGGACGGCUAUGAAGGCGGAUUUGGGACCGCUCAGAUUGAUCAGAUCCUAUUGAGCAUAGAGUCUGACUACAAUGAAUGGGCACCCAACUUUGCUUCUCUAGUGGUGCAUCCGCAUGAUGCCCUCUCGGUGGAGAUGUUCACCGGGUGCUUGAGAAGGAUGAGGCCUGAAGUCGCGCUUUCCUUAGCCAGGACGGUUUUCUUGUCUGACCAUAGAGAGGUCCUCGGGAGAGUGACGACCCCGUGCACUAUAAUUCAGACCACCAACGACGUCAUUGUGCCGAACUCGGUAGCCCACUACAUGCGUGACAAAAUUCAAGGGAAAUCAACGGUCGAGAUGAUCGAAGCCGAUGGCCAUUUCCCUCAGCUCACCGCACAUCUGCAGCUUCUCGAUGUGUUGGGUGGAAUCUUGGGUUUUGAGUAUGAUUAGCAGAUAAUUAAGCUCUUAAGUGUUUGAUUAUAUAAUUAUACCCUAGACUGGACUAGAAUUACAUUCUUUCUUUUAUCCUUGAGACUCUUUUUUUUUUUU